CAGUUACGUAACCUAAGUAUGUUUUUAUUUCUUGCAGUGACAAAAUAUUCCUUCGAAAUUGAACCCGCUGUACAGUCAAGUGUUGUUGAUGAGGGCACAAGCUUUGAAUUUCGUUGUGAGUAUGGGAAGGGAUCGACACAAAUGAAAUGGUUAAGAUUGCGCAAAAUAAAUGGUACAAGAAAUGAAGAUUAUAUUCCAAGAAAUCUUAUAACUGUUCGAACAGAUUCAAGUAAAAGUGUUGAAGUGUAUUCCAUUAAGAAAGUUACUCCUGAAGAUUCUGGUACUUAUAGAUGUGAAAUUACUGAAAAGAGUGGUAAACGAGCAACACGAGCACGAGUUUUGCAGGUCAAACGUAAGUACUAAAUGCCAACUUAUCCCCGAUGGGGGCAGUUCCCAGACAGGGCUUUGUGACAGGGACAGUUAUACUUUCCCGACACCAGAUGAUCUUGAUACGCGGAAAAGUACUGGCACUAGUUGUCAAAUAGAAAUCCAUUUUAUGAUUAAAACAACUGAAUAUCUCCUGUAAUAUACUUUAUUUCGAUUCCAUAUUUUUGUCAGAGCUAGAGUUCUCAUAACCAAACAUAAUUACAAAAUUUCAACUAGUUUCAUAAAGAAUAACGAAAGAUAUAAUUGACUGAAUACAUCAAAAUGGAUUUCUAUUUGGACAACCCUUUCUGAGCGCUGAUUGGCUAAAAUACGAACACGAGAUCACCUGGAGGGGCUUUGUGACAGGGGCAGUUAGUUUCCCGACAGGGGCUUUGCUUCGUCCUGUCCCCCCUCCCCAUGCAACAAGACGAUAAAUGAUUAAUUUUCUUAUAUCAUUGGGAAUAAAAAUGGCUAAAUACGAUAGGAUUAAAAAUUACCAAUCAAAAUCACAUUUUUCCACUUCUGUAGUACUUAAAGCACGAAGUUGGAUUAUUUUUUAUAUACAUUGCACCCUGAAUGUUGUAUAGGAGUGCAGAAAGUAAUACAAUUUUCGCUUUCUUUGGAUUUUUGGAAAAUGCUGUUUUAAUUUAUCUUUUACAGGGGAAAAACCACCUGUUUUUGGAGAUAUGAAAGCUAUUUUCGUUGUUAACAAAGGUGACGACGUGCAAAUUGUACUACAUGUGACUGGUUCACCGUCACCAAAUAUCAGUUGUUAUCAUAAGGACCGUCUAAUAAUAUUCUGUUCUGGAAAGACAAUUGAUAGCGUUGAUAUAUCACAGAAUAUCACUACCGCAUGCUCAAAGGAUAAUUAUGAUUUGACUGGAUAUCACGAGUUAAUGAUAAGAUUCGCUACUUUUGCCGGAAACGAUGGCAUGUACAGAUGUGAAGCAAGCAAUUCUGUUGGAAAUGAUACGAUCAAUUUCCGUGUUAAUGUUACAGGUACGAUUUAUCCAUACUUAUAUAUAAACCCGCUUUGAUACUAAAUUAUUUAUUAUAUUAUAUAUGUCCGCAUUAAAGGGUAAACGUUUUAGUUCAGGAUGGCCGAACGUGUUGGACGCACGCACUUGUUUGUAUGAAUAAUACAUAUCGCCGCAGUAUAUAUAUAUAAUAUAUAUAUAGCAGUCUAUUGUUCGUUUGCAAACGACGCCAUCUUGGAUGAUUUUCGUGGUAACUAAAAAUCUAAUAUAUUCUUCAUUCUUUGUCGUAUUGUGCCAGAAAUCGUAGACUACCCAUAAUACAGUAAGAUGUUUUCAAAACAAACCAAAAAAAUAGGUACGCGACGCGUACAUGUAUCUGCGAAAAAAAAAACUUGGUUCACAUUUUGUAUUUUCUUGAAAGGAACUGAAUAAUGAUGAUAAGAGACAAUUGAAAUAUUUCAUCACUUAUAUUAUAUUAUAAUAUAACAGCAAAUAAGAUUUUAAAGUCAAACAUAAUACACAUCACUUAUAUUAUAUUAUAAUAUAAUAGCAAAUGAGAUUUUAAAGUCAAACAUAAUACACAUCUAACAGGGCUGUACACAGUGUGGAGGGCCGCAGGCAACCGCCUCCGCCAAGAAAAUUUAACUAAUUUUAUAAUGUGAUUAUGAUUGUAACGGAUAAUUAUGUAGUCAGGAAAUAAAUUUUCAUGCAAACAAUAUUCUAAGUGUCUAUACAGCCGACAGCAGGCUAUUUAGUAAACUGUCAUGUGUCAAUCCAUACUCAUCGAAUUUUCAAAACUUUAUUGUAAUCAUAUGAAGCAAAGGUUCCGUCACUUGUUGUUUACACUUGCCAAUGUUAACUAGCUGUUGAGUAACAUACACAAACUAUUCGAGGAACAUGCAUUACUAUAGCAGUGAGUCAAUCAUAUAUCAAAGACCACUGAAUAGUAGAGAAUGUUUUGAAGGUCAUGAAUGAAGUAUAUAUAUAAUUCAAUUCAAAUCCUGUGCACAAUAUAAUGAUAUACCACACUGACAACUGUUCGGUUUAACACAGCAUAUCCACCCAAAAACAAUUUGUGUUGUGGGAGAAUAUCGGUUUGAGUAGAAAGUAUAUAUCACAAGUUUAGUUUGUACAUUGUGUGCCAUUGAUCUGAUCCAUCCAUACAAAUAUAUAUGAUCAUUGUAGCUGUUAAGUUAUUUUCCAUACUAUUCCGUUGUUCUGACAAAAUUAUCCAGCCAAUAUCCAGUAUAUUUAUUUAUCAUUCUUGUAUCAAUCUGAGACAAUGUCUGUUAAAACAAACAUUUAUGUUAGAAAGCAAAAUAAUAACAGCUUAGUUGGACUGAGAACAUUAGAACAUCUCCUGAGAACAUUAGUUCCUGUGACAUUGUUCAUUGGCAAAUAUAUUGCCUGCUAUCAGUGCUAUGUUUUGACUGUUUAAUUAAAAUAUACACAACACAAUGAUUGUUUUACUGUAUAAAUAUAUAAAAUAUGUGGUAUUUGACUACUUACCAGAUGAGGAUAAGUUUCCAUGUUGAUAGAUAACUUCGGAAUAAUAUCGCAAGUAGAAUGGCACGUGAAAACAAGACAAAAUCAAGAUAUUUUUGAAGCCAAAAUGUGAAAAUGGCAAAGAAUUGAAAAGAAUAACACGAUUACACGAGGCCAAACUAUGUCCGUUCGCAGGUUAGAUGCGGGCACGAUAUAAACAAUAGAUGUAAACUAAUCGCUGAUUGGCUUAAAUUGGCUCAAUUAUAUAAGCUCGUCGCUGAAUGGCUAGGGAUACGGUAACAGUACGGUACGGUACAGUACGUUUGCGAUAGCAAUAUAUCUGCUUCGCAGAUACAAAUAUUAAAGUAACUCAACUAUUUCGAUGUAAACGGCUGGACAAAACUUUAAAAUCAACCAAGAUGGCGCCUACACGUAGUGACGUCAUGUGCAAGCAAAGAAUACAGCAGUUUCAAAAUUUACGGAACAAUAAAAGAACAAUAUUGUAUUUGCAAUUUGUAAAAUACUAACUUAUACCGAAUCAGCGCGAGGCUUUCACACAACGAUGGAGGGCUAGCCUGCAAAGUAAUGCUCUCCAGGUGCACUGAACUGGAGCCUGGUCGUCAUUUGAUUAUACUUGUUAGUUAACAACAUCACAACAAUCUGGCGUUUUGUUUGCAAUUUGGCGUAUGGCGUCUUGCCUUUUGGAUAAAUGACCAACAUUUGUGAUAAAUGAAGCAUCGAAGUUUCAAAUAAUUGAACCAAGGCCUGUUUAAGACGUUGAAUUUCCGUCGAGUGUAAUUCUUUAAAUUUGUAUAUUUUUGGGCUUCAUAUAGAUUUCCUUCCUCGGUUCGACACAUGAAAGCAAUAUUUCUAAUGUAGUUCACUUUUAUUCGUGAUUAGAUGUCUAACCAUCGAACCACGACAAUGCAACGAACUACAGUAUAAUAUCGGCUGUGACGUCAUGAUCAAACAUUCCCUCAACGAAUUUUUGACUAGUUUUGUUUGUGGAAACACCACGUAAAUUUAUUACUGCAAAGCUUUCGAUCCGUAAGCUGAUGAAGAUCCGGGCUUACGGAUCGAAAGCUUUGCAGUAAUAAAUUUACGUGGUGUUUCCACAAACAAAACUAUUAUAUUUUUCGCCAUGCAAACAUACAAAGAACGAAUUUUUGACUGCAACUUUUUUUUUAGAAUAUUUUCUCACGGAAGAGUUAGUCAAGGCUAGUAACGUCGAAAUUCAGAAAGACUUGUUAUCCUAUUUGCAUUAUUUCAACCUAUUAUUUCUUUUUAGUCUCUCCAAAGAUCAGUCGUGAAAAUAGCAAAUAUUUCGCACAAAGAAAAACCCUUGAUCAAAAGAUCAAAUGUAUAAUAAACCUGUCUAAUCCGAGACCUACAGUCACAUGGUCACAACAAGAUUUACCAACGUCUUCUCCAGAGGCAGAUCCUGAUGAAGAUAAAUGGACCGUUUCAAAAUAUGAGUCAGAGUUAGUUCCAACACACAGAGGAGGAUAUGACAGUAUUCUAACAAUCCCAUGGGAACAAGAGAAAUCGUCAUUCUACAGAUGUUUUGCUGGAAAUAAUUAUGGUAACGACAGUAGAGUGUUCAAGUUUAUACGAUAUGGUAAGAAUCUGCACGUAAUUGAGCUAUUAAUCAUCCAGUUGCACGGAUAUUUACCUUUAGUUCCCUCAGAAUUACCGUAUAAGUUUAUCUAUUUACUUUUAGUCAAAUAUCCAGGCCCUUUUAUGGUCAUUCGACCCGCGCGCCUUUAACACACCGUGCGUUGAGUGCUGUUUGAUAUGAGACAAUUUUAAAAAUUUCAGCUCGUGCUUGCUAAAACUCUUCAGAAUUAUUUAUUUUCAUUGAAACAAUAAUGAUGGGGUCGUAAGUAAUAAAAUAUUUCUUCAAAAUCCUCGCGGCGGACGAAAUUGAGACUACAUGUCCACACUACACACUACGCUGUUACGGUUUGUUUACAAAUUAAAUUAGCACUCAUAAAAACCCAAGAUAUUUCAAAUAGAGCAAAGAAAUUUAAAUGGAAAAGCAUUCGAAUCUACUGUUUUGAGAUCUGAGAUGCUUGGUUUGCAAGCGGUAUAAAAAAAGUAACGGCGUUUGUGUUCACACGAAGCCGCCAAGCGCUCCGUUUUCAUCUCGCUCCGUUUAGAAACUGUCACAGAGGAGAUAUAUACAGAGCUGUAACUGACCGUUGUAAACACUGCGGAAACUUACGUUUUAAUGUACCCACUUUCUUUCAGGCGACCGGACGAAAAGUGAUCAACUGCGCGUACUCAGCAAGUUCCGCGAGCAGUUAAAGCGAGCCGCCAUCCAAUGAGAUGCAUGCAUUUAGUAACUUGCCGAGCACGCGCACAAAAAAAGUGGAUACACUAGUUAUAACUCUGUAUAUGUAUCUACUCUGUGAUGCCAUUGUUAACGGCAAAAGUGACGUUUUUAAACAAUUUCGCUCCGGCGUUGUGUAAACACGACAGCUUAUUGUGACUUUUCCACGCCGUUUCCAAAGCGGUCCGGCAUAGUGUGAAUGUAGUCUGAGAUAAGUAUCUGCAACUGUAUAGAACUGAACUACACUAGCUUUGGUUGCACCAUUCUCGUCCCCAGAGCCAUUUUCACUCGGUCACUUGUUGAAAAUUGGGCUCUAGGUUAGACGACUAAAAGGGGAAAUCUGAUUGGCUUCUCAGAGUACUGCUAUUUCGCAGAAGUUGAGCAAUUUUCGCAAGGCAAAGUUAUUCUAUGAACAUAUGUCAGCACAAAUACUUCGUUUCUUCGUAAUACUUCUCUGUGAAAAAUGUUACAGGUGCUAAAGCGUCCCAAUUCAAGAGCAUGCGCUUUAGAAACUACUGCAAGUUUUCUUGUACUUCCGGUUCCGUGUGUCCCAGGUAGGACGCGAGAGGCCCUGGGGACGAGGAUGUGGUUGCACUGGUUAGUUCUAUCCGUUCUUAUAACUGAUCUCCGCUUAUAGAUCUAGUCGUACCAUAGGAGGAAACCGGAUUAUUGCAGGAAUCAAACCCUGCAGCGAUGAGAGACGCAUGCAUUAACCCCAGCGCGACUUGUAUUGCGUGGGAAUUACUAUAUGAAAUAAUUGCUUCGUCCACAUUUUACACAGUGCCUGUGGACGAGGCAGAUGAAAUCAGUAUGAAGCUAUUUUCCCUUCCCUAAAUGGGGGUGGAUGGAAGGGAAAAAAGUCCAAAUCCAGCUUCUCACCUGAUUAAUCCAUCAGACAAAGAAAUUUUAGUGUGUUGUUUUUGAUUGGUUGAUGUUAAUUAGAAAUACUAUAAUUGUUCAUGGUAGAUUUCGUAGUUGUACCUAACUAUAAUUAGAGUGUUUGUUAUUAUGUGAUUUUUGACACCUCCCUCCCCUUAGACAUUUUGAUUGGAAAGCGAAAAAUAGAACCUGCGACUUAGGAUUAUAAUACAAGCAUUUUAGUUUACCGUUUUUUUCAGAAGAAGAAUGAGAAGAAAAUGGAAGUGGGUCAUGUAUAAUGAGUCAUCCCGGGGUCCCACCACUCCCCCGUAAAAUUCAUGAUUUUGCCUCAAUGAAAAAAGUUAUUUGAAAUAACAUUUCCAGAAUUCAGACAGCACUUUUGAGCAAAAAUAUAACCGGUUUACAAUUAUAUACAACGAUCAAGUACUUUCUCCCUUUUACAGUUGCCAAUUUCUUCAAAGCAUAUUGCAAAAAUUGUAAUUCAAUUGAGUUUCAAUCAUUGAACUAAAAUAUAUUUUAGUUCAAUGGUUUCAAUUGAGUUUUUCCUACCGUACACCGAUACUAGAAAAAUGCUAGUAUUAGUCCUAGUCCUAGAUUAGAAAUUAUUAGAUAGCUACAGUAAUAACAAGACUACAAGAGCCUAUAUGGGACGACAUGAUUCAUGUUUCUUGUAGUAACCCUAUAUCUGUACCUGAACCAACAAUUUUGCAAUGUUAAUGAAUCCAUGCAGUUUGUUUGAAAAUAUCAACCAUUUCCUUUUCUAGGACAAGGCAAAGAACCAAUUGUAGUGACUCCAAAAUCAGCCGUUAAAAAUGAAGGAAAGACAUUUAUUGCAAACUGUCGAGUUAUAGUCGUGUUUGGAGGAAAUAUUGUGUUCUAUAGAGAUAAUCGAACAGUAAUGACAAAUGAUAAUCGAACAAAUAUUACAAUGACACAGGAUAAGGACUUUCGUAACAUAACAAUGGUGAUAAGAAAUCUCACACUGAACGACAGCGGAACUUACCGAUGUAGUGAAAAAGGCGUCAGUACCAAUGACUAUUCUCAAUUUGUAACUUUGACUGUAAAAGGUGAGGUGUCUCGCAUCUGUCAUUAUUUUUAAACCCUUGCAUGUCACUGGCUUAUACAGACCUUUUUAACCCUCUCAUGCAGAAAGCUUAUUCCGAAGAAGAACUUUGAAGCGAGUGUAGGAUGUUAAGAUAAGCGUAGUUAGAAGGUCGUGCAUGCAAGGCGUACAAGCGAAAGUGCAUUUCCUUUAAAAUAUUAUCUUAUCACAUUAGACUGUACUGUUUAUUGCACUCUUGCCCCAUUAGCCUCGUUUUCAUGUGGUUAUUUCCUCAUGUUUUGUGCACAAUUUAAGUUUAAGGAUAGGCUUGUGAUUGGGCUCAAGAUCAACGAGAAAAAUAUUAUAGAACAUGGGAGUAUUAGUUAUAACUUUCAUGGCCGCCUACCAUGCUUAAAAAAAGACAAACGUGAAAACGAGACCAUUGGGGCGAAAGUGCGAUAGACAGGAAAGUCUAUUUUGCUAUUACUUUCCUAAUCAAACUUUUGAGUUGUUGAGUGCGCAAGUAGAAUCGAAGAUUUAUACCACCCAGUUGAAGCCCUUUACCAGUAAUUCACAUAUUGGGUAGCUUUAAGGCCGUUUUUUCACUUUUUUCACUAGUCCCACUCUAGUGCUCAGGAAAUAAAGAAAUAUGCUACACUUCGGUACGAUACGGUUCAAGUGGAAAACGGCCUUAUUCGAGUACGGAAACUUGACAAGAAAACAGUUGCUUAGAGCACAAACGGGACCUAUUCAUUUUAAGCUUCCUUUUCAUCUUAAGCUCCCUAUUGUCUUCUCGAAACUCUAGCGAAAAGUAUAAAGAAAAUUACGAGGAUGUAAACUUAGUAUAACUUUUUCUUCUUUUCCCGCGACCUAUACCAUAAUCCUUCUGACCUUAACUGUGGCAUUGCCCCCUCACCCUAAAGGUCCAGACACACCAGACGCGAUUCUAGUUUCGAUUUUCACCGACCGAAACUUUGAUCCUAGUUUAAAUUUUCCAAAAAUUUAGAAGCGUUAUAACAUUUUGAGUUAUUUGGUCUACAUAUAUUUUAAAAUUUGCUCUCAUUGGCUGUUUUAUUAACAUUCAAAAACUAAAAAAUUGUGUCGCGUUGUCGAAUCGCGUCCGGUUUGUCUGGACAUUAGGGAGCUUUAGAUUUGACUACGAGUACGACUACGAGUACGAGAUUUGAUCGCGUGCGAGGAGAUCACCGUAGUCGUUUUCGUUUCCAUUCAAAUGUUGCUUUUAUAGCAGUAAACCAACAUCGAGAGAAAAAGUUUCAUAAACUAAAUCUCCUGCAGACUAAAAUCCCCUACAAAACGUGAAAAUAAGUCAUAACAUUAAAAACAGGCCAGAUAUUUAGUACUAAUAUAUUAUUUGCGCCGGAUAAACGCUAUAUAAAUGCUACAAAUUAUUUUUGGUAAACAAAAAAAAGUCAACUUUCUUUUUUUUUUUUUUAAAGUCGUAGUGAGGACUACGAGAUUUCUCCACAAUUUCGUACUCAGAUGGGCGACGGCUACGACUUUUUCGCGUCAGUACGAGAUGGCGUAAGCAUACAGCAUGCGUUUAGCUUGACGAAUCUCGUACUCGUCACAGAAUAGGAAGUUAUACCAGAAGCGUAACUCGAGCAAACAUUUGUCCGCGUUUUUACAAGCGAUUCGUCAUCAAUCACGCCAUCCUGGCUAGUACAACCGGCACUUUGUACCUACCAAAUCCUGAUAAAAACUUCCGGCUGUACUAGCCAGGAUGGCGUGGCCUGACGUGAGCGAGUUAAAAAUUUUCGUGGACGUCAAACAAUAAGGGAAACGACUAGAGUUACGCUUCUGGUAUAACUUCCUAUUCUGUGUACUCGUAGUCGUACUCGUAGUCAAAUCUAAAGCUCCCUAUUAACGAGGGAUGGCGAACUAUAGCUAAAACAACUUGUGGUAUAAAUUAUCUCAUUUCGUCUACAAAGUUGUUUUAACAUUAAGAUUAACAUUUCUAUAGCGCGAAUUUCCAUGUAGAUAUGAUCAAAUGUGCUUUACAUCAAGUAUUAUACGCUCACCUAACUUCACACUUAGGCCAUUUUACAACAAUUGUGAUAUUAGUUUCUUAUAACUGUGUUUUAUCCUAACCCACCCUGUCAACCACCCGGUCAGCAGAGCGUUGACUGAUUCUUUUCACAUGAGUCUAUAGAGAGAAUCGAAGCCACGAUCUCAGAGGUGAAAGGCGACUGCGAGUCUUUGCCAGUGAACUCUAAGGGAACUGGAACGAUAACUUGGCGGCCAUCUUUGAAGCCACUCAUGACGGCCGCCAUGUACGUAUGGAGUGGAAAAUAUGCCACCGAGAAAAAAGCUAAAAACUUUCAACAAUACCUGAAAUUUAAUACAAAACAUGUUUCCAGAACGUAGAGCAGUUAUAAAGUUCUUUUUUCAGGAGUCAAAGUGCGAAGUUUUUUUCGGCACGUUCAAACUUGUGUAAUAUUUUGAAUGUCAAGCUGUUACCCAGGAAGUUUUUGCUGUUAGUGGAUGUAAAAUACUUAGAACUAUCCAGGAAACCAGGUUUGAAUCUUUAAAGUUGAAGCCUUUUGAUAAAAAAGUACUUUUUCUUGCUGAUUUUCGCUCAAAAACCAAUCUCGUUCCCCGAGCCUGCGAUCCUCGGGAAGGAACGCGAGGCUCUGGGAUAAUCCGUUACCGGAAGCCAGGAAUUGUGGCUAAGAUUGAACUACGCAUUCCAUUUCAACGGCCAAUCAGAUUCCUCCCUGAAAUGGAUUAUCCCAGAGCCUCGCGUUCCUUCCCGAGGAUCGCAGGCUCGGGGAACGAGAUUGCUCAAAAACAAACUUUUGACUGAAUUUCCCGCUCCUCGAAACUCUCCCCAGUCCUUUUGAAAGUUAAUUUAUUGCUCGCUGAGCUCGUAAGAAGCGCCAUCUUGGCUUCAGGCAAUGGUAUGGGCAUGUUUAUCUGCAGUUAGCGUUCCAGUGUUAUUACAGUUCACUGGUCUUUGCUCUGACGACUACGUCAUUCAAGCCCCACAUUAAUACACUUUUCACCAAACUCGCUGUUUUUCUUUUUCAGCACUUCGUCCUCCGGUGAUAUUAGAUUUACAAAACCAAACAGCUGACCAGGAUAAAGUCGAAGAAACGGUUUUGUUUUGCAAUGUGACGGGCAAUCCUUACCCCAAAGUAAUAUGGUUAAGAAAUAGUAAGCCAGUUGAAGCUAAAGAGAUAAAAUCAUUAAAUUGUGGAGAUCAGAAAAGUGGUUAUUAUUACAAGAAUAAAGAACAUACAGAGUUGGCAAUUUGUGAACCAGAAAUCUCGCACUCAGGCUUCUACACGUGUGUCGUUGAAAACCAGAUAGGAAGUAUUAGGAGGAAUAUGUAUCUUAAUGUUGUUGGUAAGUUCGAGACUUAAUUGUGUUGUAUUCAUAGAAAUAAUAGAUACAGAAUGCGUAUUCCUAUCUUUCUCUCUCAGUCAAAAUUUCGUCUCCACAAAAUGAUGGGUUUCAAAGGGCAUUUUGACUCGCCCCAGACUCCUGCGGGAGGGAAUUUCGCGCGGUUGCGGGUAGUGCGAAUUGUUUUUUCAAAAACGUUUGCAAAAGUAUUUUAUAUCGAGAAUUAAAAUGGGGAAAAAAGUAUUGUAAAGGUGAUAACCCAUCCUAUAGCGGGGUUUUUACGAAAAACAAUAGUUCUGAACUGGAUAUAUACAGAAAUCGUCGUUUAAAAAUACAGUUUCAAGGUUGUUGUGGAAGCCAAAACAAAAGUCAAAACACAAAAGAUCAAGACAAACUCGGUACUCAAUAGGUGUGUUCUAAAAAUAUUUCAAAUUAGACAGGAAGACAAAACUUUUCGCGAAGGAAAACUUAGUCUUAGCUUUGUUUAUACUUUCUAAUUCUCACUCCCAGUCAUAUUUUGGCACACGGAAAAUAUAUAAAGGGCACACGGAAAAAAACUGGAGACAUGAUUGUAUUACACGAGGUGGUAUUCUAUUUUAUGUAUAGUUUAGUAUUCUAUCAUUUUCACCACAAUGUUGAACCUAAUUGCUCGUCAUUCUAUAGCUGAGCCAAUGUUUACAGAGCCCACCUCGCUAGAAAACAAAGUACUAGGAGCUGGCGAUUCUUUGAACCAUCACUGCGUCGUGAAAGGUAAUCCAACUCCCUGGGUACAAUGGAUAAUGAGGAAUGAGAAUAAAACAAUGACGAAUAAAUCUAAAGAAGAGUCAAUAUUAAAAAUAAAUAAAAUGGAUGAAUCUUACGUUGGAAACUAUACAUGUAGAGCGUGGAACUCUAUUGGAAGUAUUGAGAGUCAUUUCCUGGAGCUGAAACUUAAACCGCCUCCAGGUUAGUUCUACAUUUCUCUGUAGUAUAUACCCAGUAGAUUCUAGAUUUUUGUGUCUAGACCGAAAACUAAGUUGGAAGAUUUACAUAACUUUAAUUAAGUUGCGUUUUUACACGCAUGAAGCUAUUUUGUUGGCCCAGAUGUUGGCCUAUAAAUUUGAAAAUAGAAUAUUUUUAUCUUGACGAUCCUUUUGUUGUACACAAGAGGUAGCGAUGGUAACUCCAAAUUGUCAAGUCAAGCUUUUAAAUCUUCAAAUUGUUAUUAGGAGACAAAAAAUUGCCGUCGAACUGCUGCUUGUCUACCACGAUUUAUAAAAAUUGCGAGGGUGUGUUUAACUUUAUUUUUUAUAAACGCGGAAGGAUAUGUAGCCAAGAUCACAAUUUUACGAGUGUUUUCCUAUCAACUUUUUAAACCCAGCGGUGUAGUGGAAAAUGGGCCCGGUUAGCUUAGUGUGGGUGAGAUAAUCUAUUUAUUUAUUUAUUUAGCUUCGCCUUGACAAAAAACGUACACAAUACAAGCACAACAAUUCAUAUACAUGAGACAAAACAAGAGGCAGGGACACCACAACAGUUUACACCAAUUACUGUGGGCCCUUUGAUAGUAUAAUAAAUUGCUGCGACUUUAAAUAGCAUUUUGCAUAUAAUCGUAUUUGUAGCAAUUAUAAUUAUUAUUAUUCAUUGUACUGUGUUCUCGGUUUUUCAUUGGCUAAGAGCCUACAAAUAAUUUUGGGUAUUUGUAGGUGCCUGCGCUAUUUCCAGCGGAAACAGUAAUCUGCAGAGGUUAUUGGACGGCGCCCGAGAUAUUUCAGCGGUAUUUUAUGUGAAAAUACAAAUUGGCGGGAAAUUUUUAGUUGAAUUUACGAAAAGUUAAUCAAUUCAAUGAAUAUUUAUUUGUUUUCAAUUGUUGCUUGUUUUGUUUUCUUUCCUUUCUGUCAGAAAAUGAAUAAUAAAACAAUUAUUGAAUUCAGCUUGCGCAGGAUAUCCAGAAUUAUUUAGACCUCGGUCAAUGUUAUCAGCCUUCGGCUUCGGCAGAUAACAUUGACCUCGGUCUAAAUAAUUCUGGAUAUCCUGCUCAGCCUCAUCCAAUAAUUGUUAACAAUUACAUUUUCUUUUACUAUACAUUUUAUAACAUCACUUAAAAUGCUGGCAAUCGUGUUUCAGAGAUCCAAGAAUUGAAAAGUUUAUGUGGUUCAUCAAUCAUGGCCCAAGGUCUCCCUUGAAGAGCCCCCCCCCCCUUGUUAAAUUUUAGGACUACACCAAUGCUAACUUCCUGUAUCUUAUUUAGAGAAAUAUUCUCCACCUUUACCUAGUGGUGAUAGCAUGGGAGCAGGAAGCAUUGUUGGAAUUGUGAUCGGUGUUACAAUAUUUCUGGUUGUGGUAUUUAUUAUCAUCUUCUUGUGGUAUAGAAGACAACAAAAGAAAUUACUCUUUUACAAACACCAAUAUUUCUUGAGAACUGGAGAAUAUUCAGUGAGUACGAUUUAUUUUUUAACUUUUUAUCCAUGUGAGAAAUCCGCUAUUGUCCCGUUAAAUUGUCUCGUGUUAGGCAGAAUAUAAUGCACCAACAUUUUUUACAUACACUAGUACACUAUAUGAUGGGCAAUGUAAAACGAAGCUUUUGUAAUCCCUUAUGCCCAUUUCUUGCAAGUAAAAUUAUCUGAGCUAAUGUGUAUGUGGCAGAUCUGCUGUAUCAUCAUGUAAACAGUUUAAUUUGACGUGAUAUGGCCUUUUCAUUCUUCACUGGCUUUUAUUUCUUCAUUUUUGUCUCCAUUUCCAAUUCGAUUUUUUAUAUUUCUGUACUUUUAUGUUUAAGUGCUCUGUUUCUCACAAUCGUUUGUUGUUUUAUCAAUUGCUUGGUAGAGGCAUGAAAAAAGGCUUAACUUCACAACUUAAUAUUUAAGGUUGAUCCGAGUCUGACAUUGAACGAACAAAGCAUGAAUUUACCGUACGAUUCAGAUUGGGAAUUUCCAUUUGAACGACUUGUGUUGGGUGAACGACUUGGUGCUGGUGCAUUUGGUGAAGUCUAUAAAGCUGAAGCAAUGGGUAUUCUUGGUCUCAAUCCUCGAGAUAAGAGCAGUAUUGCUAACAAGAGACGAUCAAAGAUAAGGCGGUCUCUGAGAGCAAGUCAAAGACCUAAAAAGAAAACUAUUCCAUGUGAUUUAUCCAACGCCGUCGUGGCAGUGAAAAGCGUUAAAGGUAAGAAUUGUUGUAAACGGUUUAACCUGGGCAUAUUUAAGGGGAGUCAAAAUAUCAUUUGGUAAGGUAAAAAAAAUAUGUGGGUUUCCGGUUUCCCGACCCUACAUGUACCUACCUUUUGGACGCCGAAAUCCCGUCCCUAAACUGUUUUAUUGGAUCAUGCUUGUAAGUGUUUCCACUUAAACGAAACGUUUGUGGAAAAUGGAAAUUUAAGGCAAUGUUAGGGAAAUUUAUCUUUGGAUGUGGAAGCACUGACUAAACAAACAUGCCGUCACAGAGUAGUAUAUCCUCUGUGAUGCCGUCCGGUUGUUAGGAAAAUUAAAAAAAAUAAGUUUAAUUUAAAAAAAACCUACCCUACAUACCUACCUACCCUACCUAAGUUUUUACAAGAAGAAAAAGGAAACUUGAAGCUGGAAACAGUGAUAUUCUUAAAAAGAAUCACAACGCGGUCAUUUUAAGCCCUGUUUCCCGCUUCUACUCUAAAUGUCCAUCGAACACGAUAUUUUUGAGAACUGCCACCAGACUACUGUAAUUUCGGUUCUAUUUUUCUGUAGCGAUUACAGAUUUAUCGCAAAUACCGGGAUAAAAUUGAGUUUUGUUUUUGUAUAUGAUAAUUUGUAGCAAAAGGAAUACAUGUUUCGUUAGAUUCAUUGCAUAAAAGGUGCGAAAUUUAAAUUUUAUCGCGGUUUUUGCCAAUAAAUUGGUAACCGCUGUAGAAAAACAGAACAAAUUACAGUAAAUCACAACACACUACAGAAGCGGAAGUGGGACACUUUUUGUAUUUUCACUGUACGUAAUUUCAGUAUUUUCAUUUUUGGUAGUUUCAGGAUUUCCUAACACUUGGUCUUGAAAUUGCGAUUAUUUGACAAACAACUAUUAUUUUCGUGAUUAUUUUACGAAAACUGGUGAGGGAUGGGGUUAAAUCAGGCCAUUACUUCUUGUGUUUUGUUCAUUAGUGUGUGAUAGCUACCUGUAGUAUUAUAAAGCACGCAUUUCAUACAACAUAAAUAAUCACUUGUAUAUUAUCGGGUAUAUAAUCAAUGUUUGUUUUAUUUCAGGCCAAGCGACAGAAAAUGAGAUCCGUGAUCUGGCAGCUGAAUUAAAGCUGAUGAUCCACAUUGGUGAACAUAAGAAUAUUGUUAAUCUACUUGGUGCGUGUACCACCGGACGUAAACUAUAUGUUAUUCUAGAGUUUUGUCCAUAUGGAAACCUGCUUAUGUUUCUGAGAUCCAAACGAGAUAUGUACAACAGUACUUGGGUAAAAGAGAUAUAUGAUCCUGACAAAGAGUUUACGUUGAUUGAUAUUGUCGGUGCUGCAUUUCAAAUUGCAAAAGGAAUGGACUUUUUAGCUUCACGGAAGGUAAUGUGUUUAAUAUAUAAAGUUUGUUCGUUCACUGCAACCAGGUAUAUCAAUCAUGUUUCGCUCGCUACUCUGGUUUAAAUAAAUGAUUACAAAGCCCAGUCGAAUUGUAAUCAAGACCCAACGUUUCGACACUCCAGUCUAGUGUCUUCAUCAGGGGUGAUCUAAAACUGCGAUCGUGGCUUCUUAAAUACCCAAGGGAUGACGUCACCUGCCAAUGAGAUGCAUAUAUUCUUCUGGCAAAUAGGCGCCGUCAUCCCACCGUCAUCUUUGAAUAGGGAUGACGGUGCCUAUUUGCCAGAGGAAUAUAUGCAUCUUCUUGGCAGGUGACGUCAUCCCUUGGGUAUUUAAGAAGCCACGAUCGCAGUUUUAGAUCACCCCUGAUGUAGACACUAGACUGGAGUGUCGAAACGUUGGGUCUUGAUUACAAUUCGACUGGGCUUUGUAAUCAUUUAUUUAAACCAGAGUAACGAGCGAAACAUGAGUGUUUAAUAUAGUUUAAUGAUUCGUCACAAUACAAUACAAUGUAUUGCAAUUUUGAUGGAUUUCUAUCACUUUUAAACAUUGUACAUGCAACUCAGAUAUUGGGUGUUAUACAAAACAAAUAAUGAAUGGAAAAUUCCAUCUUUUCUCCUCAUGAAAAUGUUUUACCAUUGCACUCAUAAACAUUCAUUGUUUGUAUAACAAAUAAUUAUAAGCAUUAAUUACAAUAGAGUAGUGUGAUGAGUGGAAGUUUUCUCUCUGUGCAUUUAUGUUUCUUGAUUGCAUUGAUGGAUCAUCGCGCAUGUAAAGUGUAUAUGACGUAUACACUUAUCAUUUAUAGACCUGGAGCGAGGGGGAUUUGGUGAAAUAUUACCCUCAGUGAUGACAUUUCCUUCGGGGCUAUUUCGCCGAGCGGGAGGGUCUGUAAAUGAUAUAUUAUACAGAAAAUUAAAGGCCUCCAAGUUGAGAAUAUAAAACUUGCCGCAUACCUUAUGUUUGUCACUUUUCUUUAAAAUCACAUAUCGUUUGGAAUAUUGAUUCAAAAUCGAAAAAAAUUUAAUAAUUUAUCAUUCCUUAGUAUAUUUUGUCGGCCAUCUUGUUUGUUUGAUCGCCGCGCGCAUGGGUUACGCGAAUCAUAUCACCAGGGUGAUGUGAUCAAAUCAUCGUGUGGUGUGAUUGAAUUCAUCCGCUACGUCAAAUACGAUGACGUAGGGCGUGUUUCGAUGAUAAAUUUCAUGCUCACAUAGCACAAACUUAGCUUUCUGAUUGGACACUUUGAAUUUGAGGUAUAAUAUUUGCACUUAUGUAUGCAUGUGCAUGUCAAAAGUGCAUGUCUAUAAAAUAUGAUCUUUGUUUUUACGAAAAUUUCACGGAGGUAAAUUUUGUCUUAAUUUCAAAAUUCGUGUUGGCUGCAGAGAAUUACAAAUCGCUGAUUUAUUAAAUUUUCAAAUUUUUACAUAUUUACGAAUUUAUACAUAUUUGUUUAUACAGUUAAUUCACCGUGAUCUUGCCGCACGAAACAUCCUUGUUGCUGACGAAUAUGUGAUGAAAAUAUCAGAUUUUGGUCUCGCAAGAGAUAUAUAUCAAAAUGACGUGUAUGUGAAGACAUCAAGUGGUAUGUUACCAGUGAAGUGGAUGGCUGUGGAAUCUCUAUUUGAUCGUGUCUAUACUCAUCAAAGUGAUGUGUAAGUACCCGCGAUUAGUAAAGUUCACAUAAUUGCAUUAUAUACAUUAAGGCUGGUUUUCAUUAACUGUCGCCGACAACUCGCGAAUAGUGUUUUCAUUUGUUUUAUCUGGUUUUAUUUUCGCAGAAUGUCUGCAACUACCGCCGACUGUCGCAGCAAAACAAUUUUUUAUUUCUGCGACAAUCGCCGUAGUCGCGGAUGAAUUACGAUACUCGAUAGGCUGUUAUAUAGAAAACAAGAACAAUAUUCAAUAAACAUAGCGACGAUGUAAACUUUUCAGUUUUCCAUCAACUUGCUGUAUAGACAUUCAUGAGAAUUCCAUGUGUAAACUUUAAAUUAAAAAUGAAGAACAUUUAAAGUGACAAUCUUUGCUGACAGCAUGUAUAUUUCAGUCCACGUUUUGUUUUCUUAAUCAAUUUUUAUACUCUCUUGCUUGUAUUUAUGUAGUUGGUCAUUUGGUGUUUUAUUAUGGGAAAUGAUGACACUUGGAGGAACACCGUAUCCAGAUCUUCCUGCUGAACAACUGCUAGAUUUCUUAAAUGAAGGGAAACGUAUGACACAACCUAAUAAAUGUCCUCUGGAGGUUUACACAAUAAUGAGAGAUUGCUGGCAAGAAGAGCCUGAGGCGAGACCGACAUUUGCAACUCUUGUCGAACAUCUGGGAAGGAUACUGGAAAGACACAUGGAAAAGGUAGGUUGUGUUGUUUAAACAGUGCUCCUCAAUGGUUGUGUUGUUUUAUAGAUGCGUCUCAAUGCGAGUGAAGGUACUGAAACUAUAAGAACACCAUUGCUAUUAGGAUGGUAUAUUGAUACUAAAGGCAUUUGUAGAUGGGAAUUUCGAGUUUUUUAUACAUGUAUUAGACCUAAGCAAGAGCAGUUGCGAAAAUGUACCUUUGACAAGAAUCCAAUAUAUAGCCUUGCGAAUCCAAUAUAUAAUAUAGCCUUGUACUAAUUUUGUGAUGCUCUUUCAAGCUGUGAUGAAAUUUUUGUCUAGAUCAAAAUUUAGUCUAUUACGCAAGUGGUCAAUUAUAUCGAGUGAGAUGUCCGAAAUCGUGAUAUAUUGAUACUGUCUUGUGCCCAGUGUUUUUUCCUGGUUAACUUUAUUAAAAUUAUUGAUGAAAUUUUCCAUUCUCACAACAAUCGUAAACUGACCAAUCAAAGACAGAGUUUGUAAGUCGCUAUCCCCAACGAGUGUUCUUUAUAACGCCUUCAUCAAUAACUUCACACGUUAAAAUGUUUUCAUUGUCCGACAAUUUAAAAAGCCUGCGCGAAGGCAUUUACAAAUUUUCCGUACAGGAUUGUCUUCCGCACAAGUAUUGACCAAUAACAUUGCGUGCUUUACUGUAGUUAUUAAAUAAUGUUCCUUGUAUCAUCACAAUCUCGUACCCAGAGUCCUUUGCUUUCGCUAUUUACUUUCAACGAAUGACCGAGUACAAUAUAGCCCUGGAUAUGAGGUCGUGCAUGAACGAAUGACCGAGUACAAUAUAGCCCUGGAUACGAGGUCAUGCAUGAACGAAUGACCGAGUACAAUAUAGCCCUGGAUACGAGGUCAUGUAUGAACGAAUGACCGAGUGCAAUAUGGCCCUGGAUACGAGGUUGUGUAUGAUCACAUUUACCAACAUGUGUCUCAUUGUACGAUACCAGGCAAAUCCCUAUCUACACGUGGAAGCUAGUCCAGAAGAAAUUGAAGCUGCAAAGGAAAAAGACGAACUUGUUAAACCAAAAUCAGAUUAUUAUUUGCAACCGUUGCUGAUGUCUACUAAACUGCAUGGGUAAGACUCGUUCAAUACCGUCUAAUUUGUAUAAUUGGAGACAUAAUAAGUUAUUAAUUCGCUCAUAAGAGUAAAAGAUUAAAAACUACUAUAAUUAACAUUUUCAGUUCGAAGACUUUUUCAGCUGAUAAACUUUUAUAUGACAACAUUUCAUUUCAACAGUUUUUAUGCUACUGUUUAUGGAAGCUUGAUUGGCCACUAUAUUCGUACUAAUUACUAUAAAUUUGCAUGGAAGUUCACGUUACUUUCACUUAUUACUUGCUGUGUUUUGGCUCAUUCAAAAGCCCCCCUCUAUUUAGUCACUCCUAUCCAACAACUCCUUACGUCUUCAAAGGUGCAUGAAGAGGGUUUACGGUAAUUUUUUUUCGUGUAGGGCCUAUUUAUAUGAGCCUGAGUGAGUGAGAUUAAAGAUUUCUAUGUUUAUAUGACUGUUUUUAUCCCACCUAUCAAUAACCCACCUCAGUGGGAUGAGGCAUAGUUUCUUCGAAAUAUUUAUAUUAAUGUUUAUUUUUGUUUGUAUUUUCCAACCAUACCGUUCAACACUACGUUGUAUUAUAAGGUCAAAAAUAUCCAUCCCAGUCAGGUGGGAUGAAACUUCAUAUGAAAAAUUUUAUCCCACUGGACUGAGAUCCCACCCGGUACAAGUUGAGAUCUCAUCUAGCUACGCUGGCUCGUUUCUCGUAUGGACACAAAUUGAAUUUUAUAUGCGUUGACAAAGGACAUGCUGAUCUCGCUCUCGUGAGUUUUCUAGUUAACUGGACUCUUGUGAACGGGCGCAAAGGGGGAACUGCAAGUUCAAUUUUAUAACCGUCGUUAUGAACAAAAAUACCAUAAUCAAACCACUCAUUUGAAAUCACAAUAGAGAUACUUUUUACGCAUGAAUCUUCACAAUAUUAAUAUUCAUUUCUUCUCUCUAGUUAUGAUUCGAAUGCACCACUUCCAACACCCCCCACAGAUUCCUACACUCAGGCAGUUGCACCCAUACCCGAAGCUGACACAAUACCGACAAUGAAGGGAGCUGGUUCUUACGCGCUGUUACGAGAGGAGAAUCCGGACGAACCCAAAGUACCUUUGGAUGAUGAGAGUGGUAUUGGGUUGGAAGAUACCAAUAAUAAAAACCAUAAGGAUACGAAUAAUAUUCAUGGAAAGUCUAAGAGCAUGGAAUCAGUUGUGUAAAAGAGACUGAUACCAAGAAAAUUAUUUUUGUGAUGUGCAAAAGGUAUAUACUAUAUAGACAAGAUAUAUAACUUGAGAUGCACAAAAUAACAAUUAUCAAACGAGUGAAUCAUAUUAAAAGUAGCGUAGUACAGAUUAUUCACUUUAUUUUGUCAAAUAAACGCCUGCACUGAACGUCACUCACUAUUUUAUUUAUUUAGUAUGAAAUAGUACAACAUAAACUCUGAGUAUUCUUUGUUUGUAAUCACGUGACUUUUAUUCCAAAUGACGGGCAAUCAAACAACUUGUGGACGAUUUUUCUCCUAUCAGAAUGGUUGUAUAUAGCAAGAAAAACUGAACUUUAAUUCAUCUUUGAGUCUUAAACUGCCUCUAAACUCGAUCAAUACAUUAAAAAUAAAGUAGCUGUUUUUUGUUGUACCUUCCCGUCAACUGAAAUCCCAAAAUUACGUCAUUGCAAACAAAGAAUAGGCAUAGUACAAAACAUGGACUGGACAGUUGGACUGGACUGGACUGAUUUUUGAUUUUCUCUUUUCUUGACUUGCACGUCACCCGCCAUGUCAGGUGGCAUGGCACAUAAUAGAUUUACCAUGUCUAUUUUGUGAUUUUAUCAAUGAACAUUGUCUGGUGUGUACCAGGAGGAGAUUGGUUGCAAGUCAUUAAUAUAACGUUUUGCACCUGAAUUACUUUGGGAUUGAUUUUCGGAAAUUGAAAUACUUUACCUUCGCCGGUGACCUCACUUUAUAAUUGGAGUGAAAUCUCUUAAAGCGAAAGAAAUCCCAGUAGGUAGAAUAGAAUAGAAUAGAAUACCAAACAUAAACUACUUAUCUGUCUUUGCUAUGGGUAGCCUGCUCGCAUACGUAUUAAAUUUCGAUAUUUCAGUCUGCAUGGCCAUGGGCGUAGGAAGAUCGAUAUUUUGGGGGGCUCAUAUUCAUAUAUUCGUGUUCUGCAUCAUUUACUUCUUUUGAAAUUGAUUGCUUUAUGAGCCCCCCAAAAAUACCGAUCUUCCUACACCCAUGGCCAUGCAGACUGAAAUAUCGAAAUUUAAUACGUAUGCGAGCAGGCUACCCAUAGCAAAGACAGAUAAGUAGUUUAUGUCUGGUAUUGUAUUCUCUUCUACUUACUGAGGUUUCUUACUGAGAUUUCACUCCAGUUAUAAAGUGAGGUCAUCGGCGAAGGUAAAAUAUUUCAAUUUCCGAAAAUCAUAAGUAAUUCAGGUGCAAAACGUUAUAUUCUUGACUUGCAGCCAAUCUCCUCCUGGUACACACCAGACAAUGUUCCGAUCGAUAAAAUCACAAAAUAGACAUGACAUGGUAUAUCUAUUCUGUGAUAAAAUAUUCUUUUGUGCCAUGCCAUCUGACAUGGCGGGUGACGUGCAAGUCAAGAAUAGAGAAAAUGUAAAAAUCAGUCCAGUCCAACAGUCCAGUCCAGUCCAACUGUCCAGUCCAGUCCAACUGUCCAGUCCAGUCCAACUGUCCAGUCCAGUCCAACUGUCCAGUCCAGUCCAACUGUCCAGUCCAGUCCAACUGUCCAGUCCAACUGUCCAGUCCAGUCCAUGUUUUGUACUAUGCCCAAAGAAUAUAGGUAUACAUAUUUUAAAAUUAUGACAUAUGACAUCGGGCAGUGCCGAAAUUUCGGCCUAUACUGCAGUAGUCUUUGAUACAGUGUCUUCGAUAGAAUGCAGGAAUCAUGACAAUAAGGUCUCUCUCUCUCUCUAUAUAUAUAUAUAUAUUUAAAAUUUGUGCAAGAGAACCAUGCGCAGUGUGUCACAAAGAAAGCAAAACCAGCUUGAAAUAGAAUUAAUUAUGCGUUCUGUUUUAUAAACAGCAUGUGAUUUAAAAAGAUUCAAAUAUUUUGUUUUUGGGAUGCACACUGUGUCACUGCAUGUAUAAUAGAUAAAUUUUCAAAUGGAUGUGAAAAAUAAUUAAUUUAACAUGUAUCGAACUGGCAUGGGAGGACUUCAAAAUCGAAUUUUACCGCUACUUUUAUUCAGUACGUUUCAUACGGGACCAUGCAGCGACCAAAAUUUGGAUAAGAUCAAUGUACAGGUAUAUACAGAUUUGUCAUGCAUGGUCAUCACAUGUUGAUGUUUGCGAACCUUUAUAUACUACUAACGAGAGUUGUUAAAGCCCAUUUCCACUCGGGAAAAUUUUCCACGGAAAGAAACGUUUGUAAAAUGUGAUUGGCGGACACAAAUUUCCAAACUUUUUGGAAAAUUUUCUGUCCGUGGAAAUUUUUCUUGAGUGCAGGAAAUGGGCCUUUAGGAAAGACUCACAAGACUGAAAAGAAUGAUGGCAAGAGUUGCAUGCUUAUUCAACGAGAGGUUUACACCAUCUUUGUAUAUGGAGGAGGUUUUGUACUGUAGUAGUAUAGUAGCAGUGAAAAUCAUUCUGAAUCCUGUAUAAAUUUCUGUAUACGCGUACAUGUAGUUCAGCUCAUGUAAACAUGAGUUAUGUUAUAAUGCAAGUUUUUUGUAAAUAUUUGUACAACCUAAUAAAUUUUUUACCCUAUU
This is a messenger RNA of Paramuricea clavata, 22066 nucleotides long. The record is from the annotation of a GenBank genome assembly. Lineage: Eukaryota; Metazoa; Cnidaria; Anthozoa; Malacalcyonacea; Plexauridae.